GGUCGUCCUAUGACGGCAAGUUCGGAAAUGAUUCUCAUCAGGAUGCACUGAGGGGGGAAACAACAGUGGCGGAUGCAGAGAGUUAUUUGAUGUUGCCAUUGGGAACUGCAUCGGGGAUCGGUUUGACCUCUAUCGACGAUCGCUCCCAAGGUAGGGAUAUUGGGCUGGAGGAAGGACGGCGGGGCCUGCUUGCUGUGCCCUAGAAGACAGGCCUCGGCCCGGCGUAACUGCACCCGCCAGUGGCCCUCCUUCUUCCCUGGGCGCAUUCGGAGUUCUAGAUUGGUUAUUCUGGGACUGUCAGCCUCAGUAACUGGGUCCAGCCCGAUCUCUGGUGAUGUCUGUGAGAAGUUUGCUCUUUGGAUUCUGAUUGAGAAUGGAGAAACCCCCUUUUAAGCAAGUUCAGACAUGUGGGCCUUGGGAUCUAAAGGAACGUCUUGGAGCAGGAGGCUUUGGACAUGUCUAUAUGUAUGAACAUAAAACUACUGGAGAGAGGAUAGCAGUUAAAGCCUGCCGUUUGGAGUUGAGUGCAAAAAACAAAGAGAGAUGGUGCUAUGAAAUUCAAAUUAUGAAAAAGUUAAGCAAUGCGAAUGUUGUGAAAGCUCGUGAAGUUCCGGAGGAAAUGCAGGAUAUUGCAUGUAAUGAUGUCCCUCUACUAGUGAUGGAAUUCUGUACAGGAGGUAACUUGCGUAAGUUGUUGAGCAAGCCUGAAAAUUGCUGUGGACUUAAAGAAAGCCAAGUAUUAAGCUUAUUGCAAGAUGUUGGUUCUGGCAUCCAGUAUUUGCAUGACCACAGAAUCAUUCAUAGAGAUUUGAAACCUGAAAAUAUUGUAUUGCAAGAUGAUAAUGGCAAGUUGAUACAUAAAAUAAUUGACUUGGGCUAUGCCAAAGAUCUAGACCAAGGAAGUCUUUGCACAUCUUUCGUGGGGACAUUACAAUAUCUGGCUCCAGAGCUAUUUGAUUCACAAUCUUACACAGUCACUGUAGACUACUGGAGCUUUGGAACACUAGUAUUUGAGUGCAUCUCAGGAUUUCGACCUUUUUUGCAUAACAUGCAACCUUUUCAGUCGCAAGACAAAAUUAAAUACAAGGGCCAAUAUGACAUUAUGGCUGUUGAAGAGAUGAAUGGUGAAGUAAAGUUCUCCACAAAUUUACCACAGCCCAAUGGCCUUAGCAGUUUAAUGGUAAAACCACUGGAAACGUGGCUGCAAAUGAUGCUGGUUUGGGAUCCAAAACAACGGGGUGGUGGUAUAGAUCCAGCCACAAAUCGACCAGCAUGCUUCUUACUUCUGGAUCAGAUUUUAAGUCAGAAGUUUGUUCAUAUAUUAAAUAUGACUUCUGCCCGGGUUCAUUCUUUUUUGAUCAAACCUGAUGAGAGCCUGCAUUCUCUUCAAAUGCGCAUUGAAGCUGAAACAGGAAUUGCUGCUGCAAAUCAAGAGUUGCUUGUGGAAACUGGAAUUUCCUUGGAUCCUCGUAAGCCUGCCAAUCAAUGUGUGCCAGAUGUGAGAGGAUGGGACAGAUACAUGGUGUACCUCUUCGAUAAAAGUAGUACCAUCUACGAAGGGCCCUUUGUCGCUAGAAAAUUGCCAGAGCAUGUUAAUUACGUUGUGCGUGAUGCUAAGAUAAUGUUGCCCAAUGUACAACUGAGGAAGGUGUGGGGUGAAGCAGUGAAUUAUGUCUGUGGAUUGAAGGACGACUACAGCAGAUUGUUCCAGGGCCAAAGAGCUGCAAUGUUGAGUCUGCUUCGUUACAACAAUAACCUUACAAAAAUGAAAACAACAAUGUUUUCUAAUUCUCAGCAGUUGAAGGCUAGGUUGGAUUUCUUUCAGUCCAGCAUUAAGCUUGAUCUGGAAAAAUACAGUGAGCAAAUGGCAUAUGGGAUAUCUUCUGAAAAAAUGCUGAAAGCUUGGAAGGAAAUGGAAGAGAAACCAGAGGCUUGUAAACAGGCUGCUGAGAUUGGUCAUUUGGAAGAACAAAUCAUGAGUCUGCACAGUGAGAUAGUGGAACUGCAGAGGAGCCCAUAUGCGAGACGACAGGGAGACGUCAUGGAAAACCUUGAACAGAAAGCCAUUGAUUUAUACAGGAAGCUCAAGGGAAAACCAAAAGACUCACAUCAAUAUGGAGACAGUACAGAGAUGGUGAAGAUUAUUGUGCAAACAGUUCAGAAUCAAGAUCGUGUGCUGAAGGAAUUGUAUACUCAUCUCAGCAAACUGUUGGCCUGUAAACAGAAGAUCAUUGAUCUUUUUCCAAAGAUCGAACAAGCACUUGACAACAUUAGAGAAAAUGAAAAAAUGUUAUUGAGAUCACAAGAGAAGAGACAGAAAGAAAUAUGGUAUUUGUUAAAAAUUGCAUGUAGCACAGCACGAGGAUCUGAAAAUGCCAGUCCCGAGUCAUCUUGUUCACCUCACGGUUUAGGAUGGGCACAGCAGGGUCAAACUUUAAUACGACAAAAUGCUUUGCCGAACCCACUGUCCUCUAUAUCUGUAUUGAAAAACAGUGAGUCAUCAAUGACUGUAAUUGAAGAAAACCAGAGCUUCUGCAGCCAGCUACACAGUCUGAUGCAGGAAACUCUCUCAGAACAGAAGUGCAGCAUAUCUUCUUGUACUCUAAAAAUGAAGAUCCCGAUUGUGUGCUGAAAGAAUAGAUUUGUCAGCGUCAGAGUGAACAUAUCCCGCCUAAAGUCUCUUGAUUGGAGUUGGCUUGAAGGGAUGGUAUCAGACAGACCCUGAAAUUCAUAUUUGGUGUGGCGGUUGAUUCCUUGAGCCCUGAUUGCCAGAAGACCAUGAAUCGGUGUGGAUUUGCAGUGGUGAAUGCUAUGAAGAAGAAUCAUAUUUCUGGAGCUGGAAAAUGAAUCCUUCUAUCUCUCAGAAGUCUCUUGGUGUUUUAGUUCCACUGUUUCUAUUCAGCUGAGAUAACACAAGAAUGUGCUGAACUUGCCAGUAUGCUGCUGCUUUAUCACUUUGUCACUGACUGUUUGCUUUCAAAUCACAGUUACUGCAGUAACAGUUUAUAAAGUUCUCUUAAAUAUUUUUCUUAGGCUUACAAAAUAUAAUAAAAACAAUAAGUGAUGGAACAUUCAUAUAUGGCCCUGUCAGCAGAUGAAAAGAUAAAAAUAUAGAUUUGCAAUUUUUAUACAUUUUAUUAGAGUGUACAUUCAGAUGUUUUAAUCAGCUGCUGAUGGACAGGAUUUACAGCUUCUGCCUUUUAAUUUCAUAUUUUAUUUCACUUAUUACAUCACUAUUUAUUCGGUGUCCAGUGUGUUUUUUUUUCAAGUUUCCUUUUAUAUUUUGUGCAAAGUCAAAUAACAGUCUGAGUUUUAGUUCAUUAUUUGGUAUUUUGUGGAAAUGACCAUAUUAGGUCCAUCUUCCCACUAGCUGAUUCGAGGAAUGUCACUGAGGGAAACAUUCUUGUUACAGCUGAAUGUAGUAUGUUGGGUUGUAAUGAGGCCAGAGAUCACAGAACCACAUGAUUUAUUUAGUUUAAUUAGUGCAAUGGAUACCAUGGUUUCCAAAAGUCCCUAAUGUGGUCUGAAGUGGGCGCCAAUAUUUAGCGACAUUCUCACUGGUCAUAUUUAUAAUGUGGAUCUGACUAUCAGCUUUUAAUUCAGAUUUCCAAAUGAUUUCUUUUACGAAAAAAAAUAACAGAUGAGUUUCCUGUAGCUGCUAUUUCAUCAAAUAAAAUGGUGGGUCUUUAGGUUUCCUGUCAUUUCAGUUUCACCUUUGAAAAGGGAAUGAAAUAUUGAAAAAUCCCUAGCUAGAAGCUGCACUCUUUUAAAGGGAACAAUUUGCCAUUACCAUCUACCAAAACAUUAAUUUGCUAGGUGUGGCAGCCUGAACAGUUUGUCAAUUCUUUUUAAAAACUUACAUCAAUUUUGUGCUAGAUUUUAAAGCUGCUCUAAUUUUAAGAUUGCAUUUAUAGUACUUUAGAAGAUUUGGCUAUCACGAUUUUUAAGUUGAAGUUAACCCUGCAAUUGUUUUAAUAAUAUUUUAACCAUCCAACUUUAAGAUUGCUGUUUUUUUUUUAAAAAGAUGGGAGAUUACAUUUGCCACAUCCUCUUUCCCCGUCUUCCUAUUUUUUAACUGAAAGAGUUGGUCAUUAUUGCUCGUUGUUGGUUUAACACAGCAAACUAAAAAAAAGUAGAACCUUUUUUUUCUCUAUCUUUGCAAAGUAAUCUUGAAUCAAUAGUAAAAAUGAGGUUGGCUUAUGCCCUCGUGCACAUCUUAUUUUGUGCAUUCCCUAUCUGAUGUUAUAUCCUACUACUAAAUUAAUGCAAAAAUAAUAAAUGCCAUAAUGUUUAACAUGAGAGAUUCUGCAGAUGCUGGAAAUCCGGAGUCUCUCACAAACACACAAACACACCACCACCAUCACCACCCUCCACCUGGGGGAACUCAGCAGGCCAGGCAACAUCUAUAGAGAGGAAUAAACAGGACAAGAUAAAGGGCCUUGGCCCGAAAUGUCAACUGUUUAUUCCUCUGCCUAGAUGCUGUCUGAUCUACUGAGUUCCUCUCGCAUUUUAUGUGUGUUACCAUAAUGUUUCCUUUUUUAGUAUCCUGUUCAGUCAGUCAUUAAACUAAGAUGUACUAUAUCUAUGAUAUUAAAAAUGAAAGUAUAUAAAAUAAUUCUUUUAUUUUUAAUUGAUUAGUACAUAUUGAAACAUUUUCUGAAGAUGAAAACAUAUCUGGCCAUGAGGUGAUUCAGUAUGAACCAUUGAAUGUUCACCUGCAAAUUAUUUAUAACUUUUGUUAUACACGAAGUUCUAAGUACAGAAUAUCAUUUUCGUAAAAUAACCCAUUGGAUUACAAAAGACAAGAUGCCAGCUCAACAGUUAAAUCUUGAAGCCUGAUGCAAGUGGUCCAAUUUCCACGCACCAAGAUUUAUAGGGUUGAUUUUGGAUGAAUGAUUUUUUUUUUUGUUCAGCUGACUUCCCUUUCUUAUUUCUGCUGACAUGCUCUUCAAGGCUGGAUCUUGAAAUGUGAAAAGCUUCUUAAUUUUUUUUCUCAGUUGCUUCUGCCUUUCUGAUUUUUUAGGGGUCGAUUUACACUAAAGAUUUGAUUUAACUGCAGAUUGUGAAUUGAAAUGUAUGUCAUUUUUGUUUGCAAUAUCAUUUAUGCACAUGAUGUACAAAGAUUUGAAAGGAAAAAGUUCUUCCAGUAAAUUUAUAGACCAAAUGAUUUUAUAGAAAUUCAGUUGUGUAAAGCUUUUUCUGUUUUUGGAAUUGACUUUAACUGGGGUGAAAUGUGUUUGUGACAAUUGCUAGAUUGUUUCCCAUCACUGGAAAUUAAACCAGGCACUUUCCAGAGUGAAUAACUUUGCAUGCCUGAUAUGAUGUAUGUAUCCCAUUGAAUGGUUCUUUUGAGGAUUACUGGGGAAACUAGAUCAAGUUUUGCAGGGACAGCCGCCACUGGUGGCGGGGGGGGGGGUCUCAUCGGGCAACUAGAUUUAGAUUGAGGCUGGUCCUUGCUACACAACACUGAUCGCUGCCCCAUGCCCUUCAGUCCUCAAUGCUCCAAUCGGCACAGUUCUGUGACCCCAGACUCUUACCCCUGACCUCUGUAUCCUUUCUUCUUGAGCUUGCCUUCCUCACUGACAUAAUCUUUACUCCUGGGUAGCACGUUUUCCGAUUUAGAAGUGUGUCGUGUUUAAAUGUUUCGGCAUGGACUCGAUGGGCCAAACGGCCUGUUUUGUGCUGUAGUUCUCUAUGACUGUUGGGGUUGAGAGGGAAAUGGAUCAGCUAUGAUAAAAUGGUGGAGCAGACUCGGUGUGCCGAAUGACCUAAUUCUGUCCCUAUGUCUUAUGUUUUAUGCCCUUUCAAAAGUCUUGGACUUUAUGUGUUCUUGAAAUUUCCAAUGGACAGGCAAUCUAAAUAAUGAUAUAUGUAACACUGCUGUAAUCUAAUUGGUGGCCUAGCAUUUCUAGGCCAAUGUGUAUUUACUGAGAUCGCUAAACAAUAACAUGACAAAUAUUAGAAUGUUAGGUUUAUUUUAAUAUCUUGAUGCUAAUCUAAAUCUUUUAUGAUACACAGAUUUAGCAAAGCCAGGUGUUGCGCUUCAACUAAACACACUGGUAUCCUCCAUAACACAGAUUCUGUUGUCAAAUCUGUAUGUUUAAUGUUGUAUGGCAGCUUUGAUUGCACAUUGCACUUUUAAGAUGUCACAUUGUUUCAAUUUUGUUUUAAUUUUGAAAUAUGUUCAAUUUACCUAAAUGCUCAUAUUCAAUGUAGACAUGAUGGAGUGUACUGCCAGACGUGCUUUAACUAUAUGAUCUGUUCUUCUCUCGGAUUUGUGAAUUGAGGGAUGUGUCCAUUUUCUGUAGUCCCAUGAGUUUAGAUUUUGUAUUGAAUUAAACUUAAAGCAUUUCUUGAAUGUCAUAGAAUGGAAAAAAUGCAUAUGUGCCAGUGAUAAAUGAUUUUAUUUGUAAAUAGACUUUGUACAGAUUUCUUUAGGCCAUAACUCAAAAGUUUUGUGUUUUUCUAGCUAUUCAGCUAUUAUACACCAUAAUGAUGUUGUACUAUUGUUCCUCUUUCAAUUACAUUUGUAUUUAUGCAUCUCUUAAGCACCAAAAGCAAGGAAGACCACAGUUUGUGAUGCUUGUUUGUAUCAUUGAACCAGACUUCUGUGGUUGAGAAAGCCCCAGUGCAACAGAUUUUUCACUUUCCCACACAGGUUUCUUGUCAUCAUUGAAUACAAUGGACAACCACCAAAUACCAUAAUUUAAGAGGCCCUAUUAAAAGCCCUCAUUCCAACAUUGUGAAUUAUCAUCCCAUCCCUUUCCAAUUUCCUCUUCGUUGACAAAAUCAUUCAUCUUUCUGUUGCUUCAUUAACUCUUUGACUUUUCUAAAACUUUGUUUACCCCCUUUACACAUUUAGCACAAUACUGAAGCCUCUGAGUUUUCACAAAUUGACUGCAGAAUCAUUCCUUUUGUCUGAUCAGCGUGAGAUGCCAGCCCUAAGCUGACUCUCCAAUUAUAUCCAAAAAAAAUUACUUCCAAGACCUUUUCUUCCUCAAUAAUUAUUACUUCUAAGUGUUCUUCAUAAGUCUAUCCUUGACAUCCUCCUAUUUUUCAGCUCCAUCCUCCUUGCCAGAGACAGAAGGGAUCACAGUGUCAUUUUCCCCGUAGACUGAAGACUCCUGGCUGUAUUUCAUCACCACCUUGCCUGACCUUUUCAAUACUGUUAGAUGUUCUUGUCACAUUUACAUCCCCCUAGCAACCACCUGAGAAUGAAAAUGAAUUUUCAAUCUCGAUGCCCCUUUCGGCUCCUGACUACAUAUCUAUUCUAUUGCUAUCAUUUCCCAUUCCCAUCACCACCUCCACCUUGCCUCAGCCCAUCUGCUGCUGAAGGCCUUAUUCAUGCCUUUAUUACCUUUUGGAGCCGACUAUUCCUGAAGAGGCUUGCAUCUUUUAGCUUCUGUAAACAUGGGGUUACCCACAACCCUGCUUCUUUUGAGUCACCCAUCACUCCUGUACUUGCUCUCAGUUAAGCAGCAACUAAAUUUCAAAAUUGAUGUAAUUUUCCAAACAAUUAGUCCAAAUUUUCUAAAGGAUAGUAGGUAUUUAAAAGAGGAAGCCUUGUCCCUCCUCUCGUUAAUAUCCAUCCUUUGCACCAACCAAGAUAUCACUGCUCUCUGUUUUUCCCUACUUUAUCCACUUUGGGUGGGAAACCAAAUCACUAAACUCUGGAAUACUCUCCCUAAUUCUUUCUGCCUCUCCCUCUUCCUCAUUUCUAUUCCCAGGCAUCCCUUAAAACCCAUGUCUUUGACCUUACUUUCUUAAAAUCCCUUAAGUGGUUUUUGUCAAAUUAUGUUUGGUAAUAGUCCCAUAAAACAUCUGGGGGAUGUAACUUAAAUGCUGACACUCUUGUCUGUGUAGAUCUGGUUAUGUGCUCUGAUGGAUGUUUCAAAAGAUGCAAGAUACAAGUUGCUGUGGAUUUAUUUUAAACUGACAGAAAAGGAAAACUAGUUACCAAAUUUAAAUAAAGUUUAAAAACUAAAAUAGUAUUGUUCCCUUCCUAUAGAUCAUGUUUUUAUUAUCACCUUCUUCCACCCUUAUUUGCAUUUUUACCGCUUCCUGUUCAGAUAAUUCCUGACUACCUGUUGAUAAUCUGUAAACUGAAGGUUCAUUAGCUGACUCAUUUUGAGAUGAAGGCAAAAAGAAAAAUCUUUGGAAAUAGGGAAUAAAAGGGCAAACAGAGUUAUUUUGCAAGUCACUUCAAGCCCCAAGAGCUGACUGCUGAUUAUAAAAUUGAAGUGACAUGUACAUCUCACUUGGAGUAAAUGGCUAAUUCAGUUUCCUGAUGUUUGUUAGUAACAGUGAGGUAGGUUUCAUCAAACUCAAUUUAUAUGCUUGAAAUGCUGAGAAUGUUUUGUAUGUCAUGGGUGGCAUGGUAGCUUAGUGCGAUAUCUUUCAGUGCCAGCUAUAAGAUCAGGGAUCGGUUUUCACUGCUCUGUAAGGAGUUUCAAGCAACGCACAUAAAAGUUGCUGGUGAACGCAGCAGGCCAGGCAGCAUCUC
Molecule: messenger RNA, 8503 nt
Organism: Mobula hypostoma (lesser devil ray)
Lineage: Eukaryota; Metazoa; Chordata; Chondrichthyes; Myliobatiformes; Myliobatidae
Gene: chuk
Product: component of inhibitor of nuclear factor kappa B kinase complex
Exons: 23
Coding region: 374-2632 (752 amino acids)
Biological process (GO): positive regulation of transcription by RNA polymerase II; peptidyl-serine phosphorylation; tumor necrosis factor-mediated signaling pathway
Cellular component (GO): IkappaB kinase complex; cytoplasm
Molecular function (GO): ATP binding; IkappaB kinase activity
Source: RefSeq, a predicted model, not a curated record